Aphis gossypii (cotton aphid) is the source of this 1139-nucleotide messenger RNA. RefSeq lists its product as uncharacterized. The transcript has 2 exons. Lineage: Eukaryota; Metazoa; Arthropoda; Insecta; Hemiptera; Aphididae. Gene Ontology annotation, molecular function: DNA binding. The record is from RefSeq and is a predicted model, not a curated record. The coding region runs from base 424 to 1092 and encodes 222 amino acids.
CACCUUUUUCACCAACCACUAGAAAUUAUAUCCUAGGCUGACAAAUCAUCUUCGUUCAGAAUCGUUUUUCGUAUACAAUGAUAACUAUCAUUGGAUUCAAAUUUAACACUCCUAUAAUAUAUAAUAAUGAUCCAUACGGCACUUAAUGUACAGCAGAGCGGUACCCACUUACCCGCUUUUUUUUAUUAAUUUAAUUAAAGAUAUAAAUAGUUUGAGGGUUGAUGGAUAAAAGUUAAUUUAGUAUGCUUUGAACAUUUUUUAAAUAUUUUUAUUUAUAUUAUUUUUAUAGUAGCAGAGUUACAAAAAAAAUGGAAGUCAAUAAGGGAUAGUUUUCGUCGUAAAUGCGUUACCAAAUCUGGGCAAGCAGCAACAAAAUCUACACCAUACAUAUACGCAAAUAUAUUAGAAUUUUUAAGACCGACUAUGCAAAAUCGAAGCACUGAAAGUAAUGUACAACCAAGUGAAGACGAGGCAUCUGAAGUUGAGGAGACUGAAGAUACGGAUUUGGUUGUCGGAAAAAAUAUUAGUGUGGAGGAGAUUAUGGAAAAUGCUGAUGUAGAGGAGCGACGACAGUCACAUAAAAAAUUUAAAAAAAAUCCAAAAACCGAAAAUUUUGGUUCAUCGUUAUUGAAAAUAUUGGAAAACCGACAAACAAUACCAGAAGACCCGGAAAAAUCUUUUUUGAUGUCAUUACUCCCUCAAAUUAGAACUUUAGACGAAGAACAAAAAACACAGUUAUAUAUUGAAUUUUUAAAUGCCAUACAACGAGUAAAAAACUCUUAUGUAACCCCUACUUAUCCUACUUAUAAUGCACCAAAUAAUCAACCUUACUCCCAAUUUUUUCCUCAACAACAUUACGCCACAAAUAAUCAUCCUCAAAGUAUAUCUUCAUCCAUUUCUUAUCAAAGACCACUCUCACACAUGUCACAAUUUAAUAUUUCUCCUCAUCAGUAUACUUCCCAAAAUUCACCUAAAAAUAUAAGCUCUACUAUUACUUCUCCGCCAAUUGUAAAUGACGAAUCUAGCAAUUUUUCACAACCAUCACCUUCUGAAAUGUAUUCUGCUCAAAAACAAAAUUAUUAUAAUUCUUGAAAGUAAAAUGUAUCUAUUUAAAAUUAAAGUUGAUAAAUCAAAAAAUU